AUGAGGUGGUUUGGCAGCGACAACACUGGCAGCUCGGACACGGACUUCGGCGUGUUCUCGGGCUUCCACAGCCUCGUAUUAAUCUACGACACCGGCCCGUAUGGGUUGGUGGCGCAGGUGGCGGUCGGCUUGGCGAACGUGAACACCAUCUGCCCCACGGUGAAUGCUGAGAUGCUUUCGGUGCCUCCUGGCUCUUGCAGCGGCGCUUCGUGCCCCGAGGUCAGAAAGGGCGAGCGCAUGGGGUUCUUUCUAUGCGGCGGGUCGCUGAACAUCCCCCUCUUGCAGCCUGGCGCGUUCGCUUCCCCGGACCUCCUCAUGGGCAACCGCCUCGGCAGCAUGAGCGCCAUAUAAUAGCCUCCCCCGCCCUGAGCGUCAUCGCGCGAAUGCGCAGCAGGAGUGCCCGUGAGGUCAAGCGGCACGGCUCUGGAGAGGUUGAGGGGGGCAAGCCAGAUUCGAGGAGAUUUGUCCACCGCCGAGCUGAGGCGCCACUGUUCUCGCACUGCGCCUUUUGAGGUCGCGGGAGGGGCGGGCAGGCCGGUCAGGUGGUUUGCCCGCCCCGCGCGCUCCGACCUUUCGGAACCACUCAUGCUAUGACUUUGAAGUCCCCACCUUCCCCCUUCAUCCUCCUCCCCUCUUUUCAGAGCCCUUCUUCCUUUUUCUCCACCUCUUCCUCCUUCCGUCAGUCUUGCGCCUCGCAUGCCAAGUUGACUGGUCUGAGCACUACGUGGUCCGAGCGUGGCCUGGGCAUUGGCAUUGGCUAAACCCUCACCAGGUGCUGCCACUCUGGCUGGCCAGCCUUGCCCGCCACCUCCCCUCCCCUCCUCUCAUUGCGCCGCUGCCAAGCAUAAUUAUGAUCUUUCUCCUGCGGUCGAGCUUGCACGACGUUUAUGUGUAUCGUGGCGCAGUCGAGCCGAGUCAAACAUGGUUCCGUGCUGGCGCGGUCCGAUUCGACAAAGGUUGCGAUCCGUCGCCGCGGAUGUUGUCCAUUUGGGGCAAGCGUCGCCAGUUUUGGACAGCAUUUGCUGUUGGGAAGCGUCCCCAUUUUUGCCGCCCCCAUUUCAGGCGCCAGCAGCAACGAAAAAUUCCGGUUCUGAGCGAGCGCUUCGCUGAGAGAUUUUUUUCCCGGAAAGGGCUUUGGCCCAGGGUUCUCUUUUACUAGGUAAACCUGUCCCCCGGUGCCUGCUUGAAGGAGGCCGGCGAAUUGCCGGCGAAUUUUUUCCCUG
This is a messenger RNA of Prorocentrum cordatum, 1223 nucleotides long. The record is from the annotation of a GenBank genome assembly. NCBI's taxonomy places the organism in Eukaryota, Dinophyceae, Prorocentrales, Prorocentraceae.